Zymoseptoria tritici IPO323 is the source of this 900-nucleotide messenger RNA. RefSeq lists its product as uncharacterized. Lineage: Eukaryota; Fungi; Ascomycota; Dothideomycetes; Mycosphaerellales; Mycosphaerellaceae. Gene Ontology annotation, molecular function: protein binding. The record is from RefSeq and is a predicted model, not a curated record. The transcript is spliced from 2 exons. Bases 1 to 900 code for a protein of 299 amino acids.
AUGGCCGGCAAGAAGAUUCCCUACCGCCCGACCGUCCUCCACGGCCACAAACUCCGCCAUCGCAAGCCAUACCACGCCAUUGACUCGCCGGACGCAGGGUCCAGAGUCGUGGAGACUGUAGAGCUGCUGGAGAACAUCCUCUCCCGACUGGAUGUCCACGGCAUCCUGGCCGCCAAACUCAUUAACAAGCACGUCAAGCAGGUCGUAGUGACCUCCCCGAAAAUCCUUCGCUCUCUCGUCCUCUUCGAAUUCAACUCGGCCUCGACCCAAAUGCCCAUCGCUUCUCCAGGAAUCGUUCUGCCCCGCGCGGGAAUAUGGGACGACGACGGAGGAGAGCGUCAACAGAGGCGACCCUUCGCUCACGCCGUCAGCGCUGACGGCGUCCAUCACAUCGCCUACGACCUCCACAACACGGACUGGCGAGCUAGAUCGAUCGUACCUCUGGAGCAGACUCAACUCGAGCUGUUCUUCCUCCCACACAAUACUCCAGUCCGCGUUCAUGUCUUCAACUACCGGCAAAACCUGUCGAUCUAUAAGCGGUGGGCCGAAUUCAUCAUCACGGUCAAGGGAUGUCGACUUGGAGAGCUUGUCGGGUUGGUCACCAAGAUGGGAGUUUUACUGAGCGACAAGAAUGUCCUGGAGCUGACGGCGUUGACGGAGGCAGGCGAGUGGAAGAGGGAGUUGCAGGUGACCGAGGAAGAGAAGCGGUUUUUGGUCAACGAUGGAGAGUUCGCUCUGUCGACUCGUGUUCGUCUCGACUCCGAACAUCCUGAUCUGAGCGAGCAAGCGAUCAAGUGCGCGAGGGCUGCUGGAACUUGGCAGGAGGAAGAGAAUCGGCAGCAGUUGGCGAAGAUUGGGCGGGAAGCGCAGCUCGGUCCGAAGGAUAAUAAGGGCCGCUGA